AAUUGUUGCCGAUUUUAUCCUAAUCAAUAUAACGGAAAGAAGGGCAACUCUUAAUUGAGGAUUGUCCUAAAAAUAUCAUAUUCCAUCUAUUUUUAUCGGCAGAUUGUUAAAUUUAUCCAUCCACCUUCCACUAACUGGCGCCGACAUACUUCAGUUCAAUCAUGGCACCCAAACAAAAAAUCAUAUACCCAUGGUCUCGUCGAAACAAUAUAUUCGAUCCUCCGACCCCUCUUGAUUCUCUCCUCGAAUCUCCACUUCGCACAUUGAUCUUCUAUCUCCACACAAUUCUCCUCUAUUUUCGAGGCGCAUCCUUCAAACCUCCUCGCAACAAACCUCCUGUUCGCGUCGUUUGCAUUUCAGAUACCCAUUGCAAUACAUUACCGAUUCCCCAUGGCGAUCUUUUAAUUCAUGCUGGAGAUUUGACCAAUGCCGGCACCGUGGAAGAGAUCCAAGCGCAAAUAGAUUGGUUGGAUCAACAACCGCAUAGAGAGAAAGUGUUUAUUUGUGGAAAUCAUGAUAGUUAUUUUGAUCCCAGGUCGAGGAAAGAAGGAGAUAGGAGGAAGAAUUUAAACUUUAAAAGUUUACAUUAUUUGGAGAAUAAAGCUAUAACGCUAAAAUUCAAAGGGGGGAGGAAACUGAAAGUUUAUGGAUCGCCGGAUAUCCCUCAAUGUGGUGGUUCUGAUUUUGCGUAAGAAACUUGUGGUUUUCUGUGUGGACUUCGAAUGCUAAUUGUACCUGAAUUUAAUAGUUUUCAAUAUCAAAGACAUCAUGCACCGUGGGAAAAUCGCAUACCGAAGGACACAGACAUCCUAAUUACACACUCUCCUCCUCGACACCAUCUUGACAUCAACCUAGGUUGCAAGUCCCUACUUGAAGAAAUAUGGAAGGUUAAACCUCGACUUCACGUCUUUGGACAUAUACACUCCGGACAUGGCCGUCAAGCUGUAUUUUGGGAUAAGGGACAAGAGGCUUAUGAGAGGCUAAUGGAGAGAAAGACAGGAGGUUUGAUUAGGGACCUGAUACCUAGUUUAGCAUGGGUAGAUGCCAUGAAAGUGAUAUGGUAUGGAGUGAAGGGAAUUUUAUGGCAAAGAUUAAUGGUUGGCCCAGCAGGUGGUAAUGGUGGACUGAUGAUCAAUGCUGCAGUUGUGUAUCAAUCAUCGACGGAUAUAGGAAAUCCAGUCGAGGUGGUAGAGCUAUGAGUAAUGAACAUAAUGGGAAUUACGUUGCUACUAGCAGGUAUAUUAUGGAGAGGACAUGGAAUUAUGGCCCUCUCAAGUUCGUGACCGAGAUAUGACAUGUAAUGUUUGAAUCUGAUACCAUAGCGAUAUACCCUCU
Sclerotinia trifoliorum is the source of this 1335-nucleotide messenger RNA. Lineage: Eukaryota; Fungi; Ascomycota; Leotiomycetes; Helotiales; Sclerotiniaceae. The record is from the annotation of a GenBank genome assembly.